GGAUCCAGAUACAGUAUUGACGUUAUUACCCAGACUGUACUCAGGAGAUCUUUCAUCACAGCUGCAGUGAACCAUUACAGCAAAUAAUGGGAAGGAGUAUACGUGGUUCUUUUCACGCUGAAAGUCUGGCUGUCUCCAUCGAACACCGACUUUUGCUUUUUAGCCUUGCCUUCAGCAGGAGGGACUAGAUUUCGGGGCAGCUAGCAAAAACAGUACAUGCUAGCUUUAGCUUAGCUUGCUAGCCCAACUGCUGUUUUAUUGUGGCGCACAACGAACCUCCCAGCUAGCAUCCGACGUAGAGAAAGAAAACAUGGUGUACCUGUUAAAUCCUAUAGAGAACCUGAGGAGCUACAUCAACACCCGCCCCCCGCUGGUCAUCUUUAUGAUCAGCGUCAGUGCGGUGGCCAUCGCCUUCCUGACCAUCGGGUAUUUCUUCAAGAUUAAAGAGAUCAAGUCUCCAGAGUUGACGGAGGACUGGAACACCUUCCUGCUGCGCUUCAACGAGCUGGACUUCUGUGUGUCGGAGAACGAGACGAUAAAGCACGGCCUGAACGAGUCCACCACACCCGACAGCCUGGUGGUGACCAGCGGCCAGGCCCGGUCCAGCACCCAGGUGCCCCUGCUGCUGGAGGACUCGGGGCCCAUCAACAUCUCGGUCCCCAUCACCCUCACUCUGGACCCCCAGCGCCCGUUCGGAGGGUACUCGCGCAAUAUCACCCACCUGUACGCCACAGUGCUGGGCCAGCAGGUCGGCCUCUCUGGCCGGGAAGCCCAUGAAGAGAUAAACAUCACGUUCACGCUGCCGGUCUCCUGGAACUCAGACGAGUGUGUGCUGCACGGACACUGCGAGCAGGUGGUGUUCAGCACGUGCAUGACCAUCAGUGCAGCCAGCAAUAUCUUCCCCGUCACAGUGCAGCCGCCACACUGCGUGCCGGAGACGUACACUAACGCCACCUCCUGGUACAAGGUGUUCACCACCGUCCGCGACUCGGACACGAAGUACAGCCAGGACUACAACCCCUUCUGGUGUUACAAAGGAGCCAUCGGGAAACUGUACCACGCUCUCAACCCAAAGCUGACGGUCAUCGUGCCGGACGACGACCGCUCCCUCAUCAACCUGCACCUGAUGCACACGAGCUACUUCCUGUUUGUCAUGGUCAUCACUAUGUUCUGUUACGCGGUCAUUAAAGGGCGGCCGGGCAAAGUGCGGCAGAGCAGCGCCGACUUCUGCCCAGAGAAGGUACAGCAGACAACAGCAGUGCUAUAUGACGAGAACAGGUGGCGCUCUCAGAGGGUUAAAAAGACAACAGAGAGCUAUUUCAGAACUUACCUGUAACACGGACAAAGACACAGAAGACAUAUAAAUAAACAUCCCAGUUGCCUAGUGAACCCUGGAGAUCCAGUGAGGGACACAACAGCUCUGUGAAUGCAUUACUCUUGCAAUGUUGGGUUUUUCCAACCAAAGAUAUACAAGUGCCUGUAUCUGUCGUGUAAAUAUUUGUAGGAUCUCUGAUAUUCUGUGCGAAACCUCCUUUCUUUUACUGUUAUUAUUUUGCCUGAGUCCCCUUGUGCCAUUUAGGAAACAUGCAGUAAGUAGGCAGAAGGCCACACACCAUACAACGUUUUUUUAUAGCACUUAUUUCCCGAGCAAGAUAGAAAACAAAUCAGCUUUUAUCACAGAUUUCUGAUUGAGGUUUGGCUGUAAAUGUUUGGAUGCUUCAAAAACAUGAUAUUUAGUCACUUGAAAUACUUGUAAGUGCACUAAACUUGAUUGAAAAGAUAAUUGUUGGGGGAAGGGAUGCUCGUGACACAUCGAUAAUUAAAUCUCAAGUGUGCAGCUUCAACAAGAAACAGAAUAAAUAGAGCGUUUUAGUCAAAGAUGGCAUAAGGUCUGUUCAAAAGAAGCAAUUAGUUUAUUUAAUUGAACUCGAAAUCAUUUAAUUUCUUCCCCAAAUUAACCAUUCGUGUCCCUGUGUGUCUGCAAAGUGGAUUUGAGUAUUUAAGUGCACUAAGUACAACACUAAGUUAAGUGAAGGACUCCCUUUCUCCCACUUUAGUCCAUUUUAAUGGCCGUAAAUGAGCUCUGGCACUAACUGUGGUCUACGUUGUAAAAAUGAUUGUCCCUUAAAAUAUGAUUUUCUGCCUUUCCUUCCUCUCCUCUGUGGCUUCAUCGCUCACCGGCCUACUUUGCUGCCUGUCACUCGUCUAGGAUUUUAUGUCAAAGACAGUCUCAGAAACAUUUUCUCGCCUUACCUACAGCGGAGUUUCUUUGCCUGAAAACAGGAGAGGAGAUCAUCUUCUCUCAGACUUUCUUCCACCUCUUUUUGUUUCUUCCUCCAGUUUCGAUGAGCCUGUGGUUGGAAAUGAGACUUGUGAUUAUUGUCCUUUAAAUGUCCAAUCACCCUUGAGUUAACGUACGUUAUGAUGAAGUAGUUGUGCUUUUAUUUGAAGAAAAUCAUCAUUAUUUGUUAGUGAUUGCACUUUUUGAUUUCUUGCACAUUUGGCUCCCCUUCUUUUUGUCCACGGUCACAUGUAGUCUGAUAUUGAACUCUAUAAACCUCGUUUGAGUUCAGUAUGAUUAUAUAUUAGAAUAUAAUUACAACUGUGCAACUAUGAUAAUAUAUUUAUGAUUAAAUCAUUACAUUUUCUAGGAUGUUUUGUAGUGUAAAGAUGUACAGAGGCUCACUAUGGGGGGUGAAUGAGUGGAAGUGAGUUUGGGAAAUGUUCAGGUUGGUAAAGGCGGAUUUAGACUGUUAUCUGGUAUUUAAGAAAUACUUUAAAGUGUCAUUUUAUAAUUGUUUGAGUCUAUAUUGUUGCACCUUUUCAUGCAAGAAUUGUUGUAAAAUUGACUUUAGCUGCAAAGAUCAAAUUAAUAACCUUACAUUCAUUCUGUUUUUAAGAGCGAUGCUGACUUUAACGAUCAUUGUUCUAAUAUUAACAUCAGAUUUGAAACAAAAAUACAUUAUCUUUUAUUAGAAAUAUUGUUAACCAAACUCUGUAAACUGUGCUGUUUGGAAAUAUAAAUAUAAAUGAAAAGAAAAGUGCUUAGAAAACAGGAGAUCCUAACCUUAAAGUAAGAACGGUCUGAAUCCGCCUUCAGUAUUUGUUUUGAUGAUUCUUUUCCAUAUCAAUUACUGAUGACUUACCUCUGUUUGAUUCUCCAUAAUUGGUACCUGUUGAAUGUACUUUUUUAUAAUCUAAGAUGCAACAAUUCCAAGUGAUUUAAAAGCAAUUAUUUAAUUUUAUUCAGUCUUUACUUGAAUUGUGUUGUUUUUUUUUGGUGGCAGAAAUGAAUCUCCUGCCACAUUUUAUCGGACACUUUGUACAUUUACAGUUUGAUUUGCGUGGAGGAUGAGUGUGUGUUUUUUCAUAUCGAUCGAUGCUAGCACAAGUCUUCCUGAAUUGUAUAUUUUCAGUCAUUAUCUCCUGUGCUUUCAUUUUGGGAAGAUCUGGCAGCUUAUUGGAAAGUGUGUGUGUGUGUGUGUGAGAGAUGGGAAAUUGAAGAAUGCCAUUUUAUUGCAAAACCAUCACAACUAAUAUUGCUUCCUCUCCUUUUCUUGUAUGAUUUUUCCCCUUUCGUUUAGACUUGCAUCUCUAUAAUUGCUAAAAUGCCUUAACAUUGUACAGUUUAAUUUAAGUUUCACAUAUUGUAAAACACACCAGCUUUACAGGAAAUAAAUCCAAACACGUUAUCACACGCUUGUUAAGUGCACAUUAACAGAGAAGGAGCUUGUAGUUUUUUAAAACCACUAUAUCGUCGAGUUCCCUGGAGUACAAACGGGAGCCAUACUCUCCUCAGUUGCAUCAUCGUCCAUUAUGUCACCUUUUUGUUUGGUUUUCGCAGCGCUUACAGGCGAGUAUAAAGCCCACUGUGUGCCUUCUGCACUCCGAGCUGCAUCCUGUACAAACCGUGGAUAGAAACCCAUCAAACCCCCUCUUUCCUCUCCAGUGGAACUGCUGUAAAUUAAAGUUUAAAUAAACUGUCUCUAAAGUUCAA
This is a messenger RNA of Eleginops maclovinus (Patagonian blennie), 3997 nucleotides long. RefSeq names its product transmembrane protein 248 (gene tmem248). The record is from RefSeq and is a predicted model, not a curated record. Bases 311 to 1336 code for a protein of 341 amino acids. The transcript has 7 exons. Lineage: Eukaryota; Metazoa; Chordata; Actinopteri; Perciformes; Eleginopidae.